GUAGUCAUCAGUUCCAGAACACUGGAGAGAGGCUUAAAUUACUAACUACAGAAGAUGCAGCCGGUUAGGGUUUCUUCACACCACCAUGAACUCUCCUGAUUCUCCCAAGCCCAAACCCACCCCCUCUCCCUCCUCCCACUCUCCUCCUGUCCAAGAGUCUCCGGUAUUUAGUUUUAUUAACAAUCUGUCCCCAAUAAAGACUGUGAAGGCUACACAUAUAGCACCGGGGUUCCCUGGACUUAACUCUCCGCCUCUUGUGUUUACAUCACCGCGACUCAAUCCAUACAGUGAAACGAGUUUCCUUAAGAGGCGGUAUCAACACUCAGAAUUAUCCAGUGCAGGACUAACUGAAGAUCAUGAUGAAGGCAAGAAGUUUGCUGAUGGUCCAGUGGACCCUGUGAAGCCUUCGACACACUUGAUUACCCCUGGCACUGGAGACUGCAGGACUAAGAAAUCUGUCGAAACUUAUUCCUCUAGCUCCUCAGAGUGUGUAGAUGAGUUCUUGGCUGAUUCCGCUGAUGGGGACUGUGUGAAUUCUGAUCAAUCCGUUGAUCCAUGUUUGGAACAUUCUAGCAGUGUGCUGGAGCCAUCGAGAUAUGGCUUAUGCAAGUCCGACGAACUCACAUUAACACUUGGCAACAAAAUUGAUGAUGCAACCAACUCAAGAACAGAAGCUCAGGCACCUUGUAUGAUAUCUGAGCAGGCUCAUGAGUACAAUCUUGGAAAGGAAACAUUGAUUGCAAAGCCGAGUACAAGUGAAAAUCAAAGGAGUGAUGAAUUGCCAUUUAACAAAUGCAAAAAUAUUGAAUCUGGUUUACCUGUUGAUAAUGCAUUCAGGAGUGAAUAUCACCAAGAUUUGCAUGAUCAGGGUCUAAGAGGUGAAUCUCAGCAUGAUUAUGAUUAUAGCCCUCAAUCUCUAGCUGGAGCUUUGCAUAUUGGUCAGGUGUAUGAUGAUGAGAAUGCUGGUUCAAUUCCGAACAGACUGGUUGAAAAUGCUAUAAUGCAUGCUCCUAAGAGACGUUGCCUUAGGUUUGAAGAGGUUCCUCACGCUAGUACCGAAGGGGAUAGGUCUUUGAGUCUUUCGAAUGAGGUUAGCAAUUCAGAACCACCUACCAGCAAUGUAGAAUCUGAGAUAGUGGAAACAUCUCAUGUGAACUUAAGUGAAACUUCUACGAAGAGACAAAUGGAAACUUCAUUACCACCUCGGGGUACUGGAAAAUCUUGUUUAACUGUUUGUAAGCCAUCAGGUAUUGGCUUGCAUCUAAACAGUAUUGUCAAUGCUGCAUCAGUGGUUAGUGGUGCAAAAACCAUAAGAUUAGCAGACCGCUACACUGGUGUGCAAGUUAUGAACUCAGCAUCUAUUAGUGUAAGGCGCUGUCCCAAUUCAUUGAAUGUGGUUGAGAGAGAUUCUGUUGGUGCAGUAGAUUGGAGGAAGGAAACUGAGACUUCAGUUCCUGCAAGUUCAGCUACUACCCAGUCUCCCCACUCUGUGGAAUAUGAGCAUCAUGGGUCUAUGCAUGAGGUUAGGAUAUCUGAUUCUCGCAGUAUAGACAGUAACGAAGAGUGCGACCAAUCUAGCCCAUACAUAAAGAGGAAAAGAGCGGCAAAAACUAUUGAUAGUGAUGGCUGUAAGCGCUGCAAAUGCAAAAAGACCAAAUGCUUGAAACUUUAUUGUGAUUGUUUUUCUGCUGGAAUCUAUUGUGAUACAACUUGUGCUUGCCAAGAGUGCUUUAACAGACCCCAGUAUGAAGAUAUGGUUCUUGAGACAAGACAAAAAAUAGAAUUGCGUAACCCUCUUGCAUUUGCUCCCAAGAUUGUAGAGCAUGAAGACGAAAAACAAGUCACACCAGCCUCGGCCAGACAUAAAAGAGGGUGCAAUUGCAAAAAGUCAAUGUGUCUGAAAAAAUAUUGUGAAUGUUACCAGGCUAAUGUAGGAUGCUCCUAUGGAUGCCGGUGUGAAGGAUGUCAAAACACUUACGGAAAGAGGGGAGAGUCUGUUGAGGCGGAUUCUGGUGUGGCUGGAGAAGUGAUCACCGGAAAAGAUGGUACGGAAACAAGGGAAAGCAUAUUUGAUAAGAAGCUGCAAACUGUGGCUACAAGGAAAGAUUCAGCUCAUUCACCCAAACUCACUCCGUUGACACCAUCAUUGCAAUGGUUUGAUGAUAAACAUAACUUAUCAAAAUCCAGGGUCCUUCCGGCAAUAUGCUGUUCAUCCUCUCGAUCUGCUCUUACCAUCAUAUCACAUUACGAAAAAUCAACGAGAUCUCCUCAGAGAAACUCGGAGAAGAGUGAUAAUCAUAUGGACACAAGUCACUGCCUGUCAGGGAUUUCUCUUCAUUCGCGUAGUUCACCAGUCACUCCGAUGCAUCCAUUAGGUGAGAUGAAAUCAUUCCAGGGCUUUGACUCUGAGAAGGGGCAUCAUGAUGUUUUGCAAGAUGAUACACCUGAGAUAUUGAAGGACACUUCAAACCCCAUUAAGUCAGUGAAAGUGAGUUCCCCAAAUAAGAAGCGUGUUUCUCCUCCUCAUAGCCUCAAUCUUGAGCUUGGUACAAGCACUUCAGGGAGCUUGAGAAGUGGUCGCAAGUUCAUACUGAGGGCUGUGCCUUCUUUUCCACCUCUUACCCCUUGUAUUGGUUCAAAAGGUAGAACUAUUCAGAACAUAAGUGAUCCCCUUCAAGACAAGGAUUAAAAGAAAUAUUGGGACUACUGGAAUUCAUGAUAACCAUGGUCUUUGAUAGUUGCACUUAGGCUGAGAAAGAAGAUUUUUCCAGACAUUGGUCUGUGGUUCGAAUGUUGUCAGGUUCGAAUAUGGUGACAUCCUCAAAUGUCUGAAGUAUACAACUUUUCCUUACGUGUAUGAUUUUCACAGUUAACUACUGUACCAUGUGGCUUUGUUUCUGUAAUGGAAACAGUAUAACUGCAUCAUUAUUUGCAGUCAUUUCUUCAUGUUUUUCCUCAUGAUUAUAGUUUGCAUUUCGUUGUUAAUUUGAAUCCUC
Molecule: messenger RNA, 2996 nt
Organism: Argentina anserina (silverweed cinquefoil)
Lineage: Eukaryota; Viridiplantae; Streptophyta; Magnoliopsida; Rosales; Rosaceae
Product: protein tesmin/TSO1-like CXC 2
Exons: 12
Coding region: 86-2689 (867 amino acids)
Molecular function (GO): DNA-binding transcription factor activity
Source: RefSeq, a predicted model, not a curated record